AAACUUUCGAAUCAAUUUCUAUCUCUCUUUCUUAACUUCCCUUCUCUAAUAUGCUUACUCCUGCCGCCGAAAACCCACUUCGCGAACAGGGCCUUCCUGCCCCCUCUCCAACUGGCUACAACAAUGUACCUGCCUUCAACAAGCCAGUAGAACUUACAAUCGAGGGUACCAUUCCAGAGUGGGUAAAUGGUGUCAUGUACCGUGCAGGUUCUGGCCGUUAUAAUCUUCUGCUUGAGAACGGCGACACAUUCCACAUCGGACAUCCUUUUGAUGGCCUUGCAAUGUUGCACCGUUUUGAACUAUCUGGUGAGACGCAGACUGUUCAGUACUCCUCACGCCACACCUCCCACGGAGUAGAACGUCGUAUUCGAGAAAAGGAUCCUACACUUCUCACUUUUGGUCCAGAUCCCUGCAAGACUAUCUUUGGCCGUAUCCAGUCUGUCUACCACCACAUCUCCAAGUUCGGCGCAAAUGCACAGAUCCAAGAAGGCGACCCGGAGUUCGAUAUGGUUAAUGUUACCAUCACACCAAACUUCCCGCUUGGUGAGCGGCUUGAGGCCGAGACAGGUGUUAAGCGCGGUGAUGCUCUUGUUGUCAAGAGAGAUGCCAACACACUUCAGUUGGUCGAUAACAAAACCCUUAAACCUAUCAAGAUGUUCACUUAUGGUCAUGUCAAUGAUAAGCUCCAGGGUCAGCUUUGCGCUUCUCACCACCAGUAUGAUGAAGAGACCGACGAAUAUGUCAACUUCACCGUCAGACUCGGUCCAAUCCCUUCUUUCCAAUCCUAUACACUUGGUCCUUACUUGCCUACUCCCCCAGGCUCAAAAGAAAAGAUGCCUGCCCCUCAGGUUCGCUUACACGAACCUAUCUAUCGUCAUCUUGGUGCCUGGCGUACACUCGAACCUCUCAAACCUGCGUAUAUUCACUCCUUCAGCAUGACAAAGAACUAUAUCAUUGUUCCCAAUUUCCCGUAUUACUACAGUUUUGGCGGCAUGUCGGCACUGUAUUACUCUUGUGCCUAUCAAACCUUCUAUUGGGACGAAACUCGCCCCACUCUUUUCCACGUUGUUGACCGUAAUACCGGUAGACAUGUCGCUACAUACGAUGCUGACCCAUGCUUUUCUUUCCACUCUGCAAAUGCCUGGGAUGAGGAGGUGGAUCUCCCAGGAGGUGGUAAAGAGCGUGUGAUUUACAUGGACUACUGUGUAUAUGAAAACACCGAUAUUGUGGAUGCUAGUUUCGAUCUCGGUAAAACACCUACUGGAUUUGAUGCUUCCAAGGUCGAGCCUGCACGUUUCAAGAUCAAGAGACACACUGAUGAUAAGAAGGAUAACAGCAUUUCUCCUUCGCAGCUUAGACGUUAUCGCCUUGGAAAUGUGCCUGUCAGCUCUAAUGCUCCCGAAACUUCGCGCUGGUCGCCAAAGGGAAUUACGGGCCUGCUUUCCGGUAUCUUUGAUUUCAACAAGCGUCGAGUGGCAUCAUAUACAGUAUUGGGCUCCGAUAUUGAGCUUCCUCGCUUCAAUUCAAACUUCAACCUUCGCAAGUAUCGCUAUGUGUGGGGUGUAUGUGAGUCAAAACAUGCGCCAUCUUAUGCAUCUGGUGCCGUUGUAAACGGUUUGAUCAAACUUGAUCUUGAUAAGCCCACAUUGUGCAAGAACACAGAGGAGGGAAGCUCAGCAAAAAUUUGGGAUGAGCCCGGCUGUUCUUGUUCCGAGCCCAUUUUUGUCGCCCACCCUGAGCAAAGAGCAGAAGAUGACGGUGUACUUAUUUCAACUGUCAACACCACAACUCCCGAUGGAAAGGAAUCAUGUUUCCUGCUCAUUGUUGAUGCUGCUACAAUGGUUGAAGUGGGCCGCACCACUCUGGGUGCAUUCACUGCCAUGACCAUUCACGGCAGUUUUGUUGAUACCAACGGCAAAGGUGUUGCUGUUAACUAAAGGGCGCAAAGAAUAAGCAGAAGAAAAAAAAAGUUCCCUAUCCACUAUCUAUCAUUUCCGUAUUUUCGCAUCUCUUCAUUUCUAGCUUAAAAAUAUAUUUUUUACGUAUAAGAAUUAGAUGUUCUAAUUCAAUUCAAUUCAGUUCAGUUCAGUUUAGUUCAGUUUAAUUUAGUUCAAUUCAAUUCACCCCUCCAAUACCACCCACCCACCCACAAUUCAAUUCAAUUUAAUUCAAUAAAAAGUCGUACUUUUUGGUUU
Molecule: messenger RNA, 2195 nt
Organism: Phycomyces blakesleeanus NRRL 1555(-)
Lineage: Eukaryota; Fungi; Mucoromycota; Mucoromycetes; Mucorales; Phycomycetaceae
Exons: 3
Coding region: 51-1937 (628 amino acids)
Biological process (GO): carotene catabolic process
Molecular function (GO): carotenoid dioxygenase activity
Source: RefSeq, a predicted model, not a curated record